AUGGAGAACAACGCGAUGAAGUUGUUGAUGAAAUUCAAUGAGUCAAACAUUGCAUUGAUCGAAGAAGUAGAGGAGAUACACUGGGAAAAAUCAGACGAUGAUGGCUUCGAGGGUUGCUCCCCAGGCGACUUCACAGAAAUCAAGUCAUUGACUCCGUAUAAAAAUGUGGAGAAAGACGUGGAGAGUGGGAAGGAGCCAGAAUUUAUCUUUAGGAAGAUCAAAUUCAACUACAAGCUAGUGGGCCGGAUCUACCUACACAUGAUCACGACGAUCAAGGAAUUCCAGUCAUGGAAGGGAGAGUCUGACAAAGAAGCAUUGGCAAACCGAGAGCAGUUGGAAGACCUCCUUGAGGACUUGGCUCUCUGCCAUGCGGAAGAAGAAUCGAACGCCAAGUUCGAAGAGAAAACCAGGACAGAUGCCGAACGAAGAAUUCAGGAAUUUGAGCGACAAGCGAGUGUAGCCAAAGCUGAAUUCUACAAAAUCAAAGCAGAGCUCCAAGGUGAGCAGAAGCUAAAAGAGCACGUACGCUGCCUGGAGGAAGAACUUGCCGCCCUUAAGGGAACAGUGUCAACCUACAGACACAAGAACAAAGAGCUGGAGAGCAACUUAAAGUCUCAAAGGAACGACCUCCAAGAGAUGAGGUUCAGACUGGCAAAUUCGGAGGCUGUGGUGAGGGAGUAUGAAGAAGCAGCAGCCGGACUCCGCCAGAAUUGCGAAGCGGCUGAACAGAGGGCGUCUGAUCUAGAGGCCCAGUUCCAGAACAAGUGCUCCGGCUGUACUGCUCCCGAGACCACUACAGUUCUUGCACCUAGUUCUGUACGAGUGCUCGUCCCGAAAGGGGCAGUUGAACGCAUAAGAGUUGAGCCCGUCGGCAGUAAGCAGCAGGCAGAGCAGUUCGACGACUCAGUCGAGAACCUUUAUAAUGUGGGAGAAACUGUGAAGGAAAAGAAAAGGAGGCCAAAAAGGGACCAGAGGAAGAAGAAUUUUAUAAGCUUUGCAGAGCCAUCGCAUCGACCAGAACCCGGCCAGCCAGAGUCAUGCAGGCCAGAGUCAACUCAAUCAGAGGCCAGCGCGACAGAAGAUGAACCGCAAGAAACCAGUAUUCCCAUACCAUAUAUUCACAGAAACCUUGAUCCAUCCAAGAGAGAUGAGAACUUCCCGCCUCUUCCCUUGGAUUCACAGUCCUCAAUGAAGCAAGUCAUAAGAACAACAGUCAUGUUUCUUGGUGCUGUGCUUGGAGCCCAAACGACCCAGAGAGGGACUAUUGGGUUCAUCCCUUUUGAAUUCCAUUUUGCUGAGAAUGUGGAGAAAUUCUUAGUUGAUUAG
This is a messenger RNA of Aaosphaeria arxii CBS 175.79, 1326 nucleotides long. RefSeq lists its product as uncharacterized. The record is from RefSeq and is a predicted model, not a curated record. NCBI's taxonomy places the organism in Eukaryota, Fungi, Ascomycota, Dothideomycetes, Pleosporales. The transcript is spliced from 3 exons. The coding region runs from base 1 to 1326 and encodes 441 amino acids.